Molecule: messenger RNA, 1554 nt
Organism: Magallana angulata
Lineage: Eukaryota; Metazoa; Mollusca; Bivalvia; Ostreida; Ostreidae
Product: GTPase HRas
Exons: 8
Coding region: 140-694 (184 amino acids)
Biological process (GO): Ras protein signal transduction; epidermal growth factor receptor signaling pathway
Cellular component (GO): plasma membrane
Molecular function (GO): GDP binding; GTP binding; GTPase activity
Source: RefSeq, a predicted model, not a curated record
CGUGUGACGUAUCUCGUAUUUAUUUUACCUCGUUCUCACGAUUGAGGUUAACUAACUUAGCUCGGGAUUUGUACUGUGCAUAUGUGUGUACUAUCAAAGACAGAUUGAGAACCGUUUUACAAGCAAUUAUUUUAUCCUAAUGACGGAAUAUAAAUUGGUGGUUGUUGGAGCUGGUGGCGUUGGAAAGAGCGCUCUAACCAUCCAACUUAUCCAGAACCAUUUCGUAGAGGAAUAUGAUCCCACAAUAGAGGACUCCUACAGAAAGCAAGUUGUGAUAGACGGAGAGACAUGUUUGUUAGAUAUCUUGGAUACGGCAGGUCAAGAAGAGUACAGCGCUAUGCGAGACCAGUACAUGAGGACGGGUGAGGGCUUUCUGUGUGUUUUUGCUGUCAACAGCACGAAGUCUUUUGAGGACAUUAACCAGUACAGGGAACAGAUUAAAAGAGUUAAAGAUGCUGAUGAAGUUCCUAUGGUGUUGGUGGGUAACAAGGUUGACCUACAAACACGGACCGUGGAGAGUAAACAGGCCAAACAGGUGGCGGACAGCUACAACAUACCCUACGUAGAGACCUCGGCCAAAACCCGACAGGGAGUGGACGAUGCUUUCUACACCCUCGUCAGAGAAAUCAGGAAGUUUAAAGAGAAGAAAGGAAAUAUUAAAAAGGGGAAAAGGAAGUUAUGUCGAUUGUUCUAAAACAUUCUGUGAUUUCAACCUUCCAUCUCGUUGUCUGCAGUUUGUGAUGCAAUACAGCUCACUCCAAAAAUCACUUCCAGUCCUGAUCAGGAAUCAUCAUCACUCUCUCAGUUUUCUAUUUAAAGUAAUCAGACAAUUCAUUCAAAUUACCCCCGUUGUUGCACCCUGUACAAGUGAAUAUAGAGAAACCUGUCUACUUUCGACAUCUAUGAUAACAAAAGUCCAGAAUUCAGGUAAUUUUGACCUCGCGUACCGGUAUAUAAAGUCUGGUGCCGAAACAUAAUCACAGAUUGCACGCUUGCAGAUUUUAACAUGGUAUUGACAAAUUACUCUGUAUAAGUCAAUUUACCGUAGGAUUUCAUUAACUACAUAAGUUUAAAAAUUACCUGUAGACAAUUGUAUUUAUUUAUGACUUGUAUUGCCUGUUAUUUUUCUACCAUGAUUAGUGUCAUUGUAAUGGUAAUCGUUUUUUUGUGGCAUUGGUUUUGGCGAGUGUAGUAUCCGACUCGGAACGCCAAGCAAUGAACCCUCCUUAGGAGUCUUAUAUGUACUACAUACGGUUCUGUUUGUUUUCAUUUUGCUUGAUUUUGGUGUUUUAGUCUCUUUACAUACACAUAAAAAAUGCAUUUAGAAAUCAUGUCACACUUUGAGAUACAAACAUGUUAUGUAUUUCAGUAUAUUUGCAUAUUAUAGCAAUUUUUAUGUACAAUGUAUGUUGAUUUAAUGGAUUUAUUGGGAAUUUUUGAAAAAAGUGUACUCACUAUAAAAGUGAAUAAUUAAGUAAUAUUAAAUGAUUGUCCAGUGUAUGAGGAAUUAACUCAUAUUGAUACAUUGUUUGAAAUAAAGGAAAUUUCAGCAUU